Eremothecium gossypii ATCC 10895 is the source of this 255-nucleotide messenger RNA. Its product is annotated as AER178W-Ap. Lineage: Eukaryota; Fungi; Ascomycota; Saccharomycetes; Saccharomycetales; Saccharomycetaceae. The record is from RefSeq and is marked provisional. The coding region runs from base 1 to 255 and encodes 84 amino acids. The transcript has a single exon.
AUGGAUUUGAUGGUCAUAAAUAAGGACGACUGGGUAUAUGUACAGUCCGAGGGCGACCACAGCGGCGAUCACACUUAUUUUGAGAGCACAAUCACCUCAUCGCUUCGAGACACAAAGCGGCACGCGCUAUUCCCGCCCAUAGUCAGGGAGCAGUUCAUCCAGGGGAAAGAUAUGUGCCUACCAAUCUACCACGACGGGAUAAAAGAGCAGGCAGCGCUCGAGUACGACGGCACAGGCGCGCUAUGCGGCCUUUGA